This is a messenger RNA of Lodderomyces orthopsilosis Co 90-125, 1194 nucleotides long. Its product is annotated as Abd1 SAM-dependent-RNA (guanine-N7-)-methyltransferase. Lineage: Eukaryota; Fungi; Ascomycota; Pichiomycetes; Serinales; Debaryomycetaceae. Gene Ontology annotation, molecular function: ferric-chelate reductase activity. Gene Ontology annotation, cellular component: plasma membrane. Gene Ontology annotation, biological process: intracellular iron ion homeostasis; iron ion transport; copper ion import. The transcript has a single exon. The annotation marks the transcript as partial. The record is from RefSeq and is a predicted model, not a curated record.
AUGCACAACCUCGGAUACUUUGCGUGCAUUUUGCUUGGUCUCAUUUCAUUAGCUAGUGCCAGCUUAGAACCAUACGAAAAGUUAGGUAAAAAGAGAAUCUUUUAUGCUUGUACCAAUCAAAUAGUGUCAGAGGUUUCGUUCUGUCCACCAUUGGAGAGAGCUUGUCAAUGUGAAAACAAGAAUUACAUGGCCACCAUUGCUGGGUGUUUAAGAGAUGUUAACGACGAUUUAAACUUUACAAUCAAUUUCAUGCAUGAAAACUGUGUCUACUACAAUAUCACUGUCGCCGAUGAUUGGUAUGAUGAUGCUAUAAAAUUGUAUGAUGAAAAGGCAAAGUCUGCUAGUGAGAUACCAAACUUCAACAUAAGUGUACCAAUUGAUGUUCCUUUUAAAUUAAAUCAUACCAUGACAGGUAUAUAUCAAGAAUCAUUCAAAAGAUUUUACGACAAUUAUGAUGACUCAGUCAACUAUGGCGCUGGUAUGUUGGGUUAUUGGUUGUUGGUGUUAAUAUUGGGUGCCGUUUUCAACUGGACAAAAAUAUUGUUCCCAAAUUUCACCAAAAAGAUGACAAACCCAGUGGUUAAUUGGUGGAGGGAGUAUAUUUCCAUGCCUGCAACGUUCAGAAAGAAGAAGCUGCAGGAGCAAAACUUUUUGAGAUACUUUGGAUUUUUGAUCCCUUCAAGGCUUGAAUCUUUAGUUAUAUUUUUGUUCUACUGUGUUACCAUCUGGCUUCAUGCAAUGAAUAGUCAAGCUAUAGACGGAGACCCGGUAUUUGGCUCUAAAUAUGACGCUGAAAUGAGAUAUGUUUCCGAUAGGUCUGGUAUUACUGCAACUUUGAUGAUGCCAUUGGUCUUUUUGUAUGCUGGAAGAAACAAUUUCUUGCAAUGGUUGGUGCAAUGGGACUAUAGUACUUUUAUGGCAUAUCACAGACAUACAGCAAGAGUGAUGUUUGCCUUGGCAGUGAUUCAUUCGGUUGGUUACACUAUCAUUGUUAAAGACUACUAUGCUGAAGAUGCUGCUGAAACUUAUUUUUUUUGGGGUAUUAUUGCGACAACGGUGGGAGGUCUUAUCAUGAUUCAAGGUUUUUUUUACCUUAGAAGAAGAUGGUAUGAAAUCUUUUUGUUUUUACACAUUGUUCUUGCUGCGGUAUGGGUAGUCGGUGUUUGGAUCCAUGUCAGGGAUUUGGGUUACAUC